AUGCACUCUCCCAAGAAAAAAAAACUCUAGCAAUACACACUAAACUGAGCAUGUGCAGAGUGACUCCACAUUAUAUGUCUGAUCAGGAGAUAAGAGGGGGGCACUGGAAGAAGGGGAGGAUAAGAGAAGUCAGGAUCAAACAGCCUCAAUGCAGAGCAUGCUUUCUGCAUAUACAGACUGAUUUUACUGUUAUAUAGUGAAUGCAGGGUCCUGGAUUUAGUAACACUUUAAUAAGAUAGCAAAUAUGCUGAAUGCCAGUGAACCAGACAGAGAACAUCCUGCAA
Staurois parvus is the source of this 284-nucleotide messenger RNA. The record is from the annotation of a GenBank genome assembly. NCBI's taxonomy places the organism in Eukaryota, Metazoa, Chordata, Amphibia, Anura, Ranidae.